Baudoinia panamericana UAMH 10762 is the source of this 4286-nucleotide messenger RNA. RefSeq lists its product as uncharacterized. The record is from RefSeq and is a predicted model, not a curated record. The transcript is spliced from 3 exons. Gene Ontology annotation, molecular function: mRNA binding. Gene Ontology annotation, biological process: nuclear division. The coding region runs from base 1 to 3900 and encodes 1299 amino acids. NCBI's taxonomy places the organism in Eukaryota, Fungi, Ascomycota, Dothideomycetes, Mycosphaerellales, Teratosphaeriaceae. Gene Ontology annotation, cellular component: nucleus; cytoplasm.
AUGGCUAGCGACACUGCGAACGGCGUCGCCACGCUCGGCGAAGAGCUCAGCCCUGCCCAGAAGCUGCUUCAAGAGCAUCAAAAGGAGCAGGAGAUGCACCACGCCUACGUCGAAGAUGACCCGGACGAGAGUGGUGCUGCCAAAGCAACUGCUCCAGCGGCUGCUCCAUCUGUCCCCGCCCCAACCGAUUCGUCUGGUGCUAACGCUCCGUCCGCCGAGCCUGUUAUGUCCUCCAAGGCUGCGGGAAAGCAGCCGAUGCGUGAAGAGCAGACAACUGCUGGCGCAAGCAAGCCUCGCAUCGAUACCGCCUCCGAAGAAGCCUUCCCAGCUCUGAGCGCUCCAAAAGCGCAGGCAGCGGCAGCUCCGAACAUGUGGUCGAAGAAGCCAGCAGCCGUCGGCAAGGCGGCGAACGGCAUGGCGAACGGCGCACCCAACGGUAACUCGGCCUCGAAUCUUCCAGGCCGCCAGAAGGAGCAGAUUGUCUUGCCAAUCUCCAUGAUGACCCCUCGUAACCAGCUGAAGAAGCCGAUGCCUGACAUCAUCCGUGACAUCAACAAGCGCUCCAAGGCUACCAUCGCUUACAGACCUGGGCCAGCUGGAAACCUGAUCUUCGAAGGCACUGGGCCUACCGAUGCCGUCCGCACCUCACUCAAGGAGGUUGUUAACCAGCUCUGCUCUAACCAGAAAGUCCAAGUCCCUAUUCCUGUCUCAGUUCGUGGCAGAGUCGUUGGCAAGCAAGGGGCUACCAUCCAAGCCAUUUCGAAGAAGACGGGUGCUAAGAUUAACAUCUCCAAGCAGGAGGCCGCAGAGCUUCUCGAGGAGGAUGAUGCAACGGUUGACGUGACAAUCGAAGGCGACCCAUUUGCGGUUCAAAUGGCAAGGCAAGAUAUCGAGAAGAUCGUGGCGGAGCAUACAUCGACCAUCAACUCGAAGCUCAAGCAUAUUCCCGCCGAGUAUUACCCGUUUUUGGCCUCACAACAGCAGGCUCGCAUGAACGCUUUGCGCCAGCAAGGCCAGAACAUUAACAUGCAGAUUCCGCAAUAUCAUACCUGGAGUCAGCAGGCCCCGGAAGUGCCUGGCAAUCGGCAACCUGUCUCCUUCGCGCCUCAGCCCGACUUACCCAUCCAGCUCUCUGGCGACCGUCAAGCUGUUGCGGAAGCGAGGGCGGAGAUCGAGAGGCAGGUUCAGGAGCUCCAGCGGCAGCUGACGUUGGAGCAGAUGGCGCUUGAACGUGGACGACAUCAGUUCAUCGUUGGCGAGAUGGGCACAGAUCUGCAGAACUUCCUCCGCGAGACUGGGUGCUCGAUUAUUCUACCGCCGGACCACGACGAAUCCGAGAUGAUCACCAUUGUGGGCCCACCAGAUAAGAUCGAGGAAGCAGUCAACAAGGUCUAUGAUCUUGCUUCGGCUAUGCAGAGCUCCAACGCGGACAUCUCCAAGCAGUUUGCGAACGCCCCACGUGGAGCGCAGGCUCACGUUCGGGACAUGACCCGGUACUUGCAGCAGCGCCAGGCUCUUGCGGAGAUUGAGCGUAUGCACAAUGCUCGGAUCGUGCCAGACAGCACCGGAAACUGGCAGAUAUACGCUCGUGAUCCGAAGAGCAUGAUGAAGGCACGCGCCGACCUUAUGAACCUGGUCAGCGGCCAUCCACCAACUCGCUUUCAACCGGUCGAUGUCGAUCCGUACUUCCACUCCCAUUUGCGUGAGCAAGCAGCGCCGCGCAUCCGGGACGAGCACGGUGUCCAUGUGAUCGUGCCCGACGAUGAUGACUCGCCUGUACUUCUUGUCUUCGAGGACCGAGCGCCUGCGCCGGACUACGAUCUGCCACGCAGACAGCCGACUUCCCAGGAUGUACAGGCCUUCCAGCAGGCUCUCGAAGAGGCUCAGCAACAGAUCAUCAACUUAAUGAACGGACACCAAGAGAUUGUUUCUCGUGACGUGGAGGCGCCUGUCAAGUUCCAUGACAAGAUUCGACGACACGUGGACAGGCACCAUUCUGCCCUACCGGAGGGCCAGAUUCCGGUUCAGGUCAACUAUGGCGGCAUGCGUCAAGCAGGCCAGAGGGGCGGCCAAGUACCGAACGUCAGCUUACGCGGCCCCCAAGACUUUGUGGACGCGCUCAAUGAGAGCUUGCUUGCCUUUGUUGCGCAAGAGGAGCAGGAUGAGCUCGAACGCGGCUUCACGCUCACGUUUGAGUUCCCACAGCAGUACGCCAAUCACUUGAUUGGCCGCAAGGGCGAGAACAUCAACCGUCUGCGGGAGGAAUUCGACGUUGACAUUCAAGUCAGCGACGGCCAAUGUACUAUCAAGGGACCGGAAGCGAAGGCCAACGCCUGCAAAAAGCACAUCCUUGAGAUGGCGAAGAAGCUCCAAGAUGAGACUACUCACAACCUCAACAUCCCACAACAGUAUCACCGUGAUUUGAUUGGACCGGGUGGUUCUCAGAUUCACAGGCUGCAGGAUCGGUACGGUGUCCACGUCAACUUUCCUCGAACGCGCCAGACCGGCGACGAGGAGGGUGGCGACAACCGCCGAAGCCACCAGGAGCCGCAUAUAGUCGUCGUCAAGGGCCCGAGCAAGGGCGCAGACGCGUGCCGUGAUGAAUUGCUGAGUCUGCUGCAGUACGUAAAGGACAACUCCUUCACGACUACAGUGUCCGUCGCCCAGAGUCUGCUGCCUUCGCUCAUCGGUUCGGGCGGCAAGGAGAUGGAGGCCAUGCGUCUCGAGUCUGGCGCGCAUAUUGAUGUGCCCAACUCGCGCGAGAUUGGGUCUGAUGGCCGCGCGGAGAUCAAGAUUAAGGGCUCAAAGCAGGCUGUUGAGACGGCGAAGAAGAUAAUCGAGUCUAAGUCUAAGGCUUUCGAUGAUACUGUCACGAGGAAUAUGGACGUUGAUCGCAGGCAUCACAGGCUGAUCAUCGGCCCGCAAGGUUCUACCCUUCGGAAUAUCAUCUCCCAGGCCGGUGGUCCAGAUGACCCUCGCAUGCACAACCGCAUGAUCCGCUUCCCGAAGACGGAUGCCGACGGCAACAACAUUCGCCUUGAGGGUCAGAAAGCUGUUAUCGACCAGAUCUGUGCCGCUAUCGAAGCCUUGGUCCAGGAACAAGAAUCGCAGACGACGGACGUUGCUGAAGUUCACCCGGACAAGCAUCGUCUAUUGAUUGGUCGUGGUGGCGAGACGAGACGCCAGCUGGAGCAGCAGUUCGGCGUAUCUAUCAACGUUCCUCGCCAGACCGACACAGGCCCCCAGCGCUCGCACGUCCGCAUUGCAGGACAAGCUGAGAAUGUCGAGCGCGCCAAGGCGCACAUUCUGGACAUAACAAAGGAUCAAGAAGGCGAGACGAUAAACGUGCCGCGCCGCUUCCACCAUUCCAUCGCAGACAACGGCCAAUUCUUCCGUCGUCUGCGCAACGAUCACAAGGUCACUGUCGACCACGCCGGUCAGCGCCCGCCUCCAAAGCCGUCGACUCCAACACCCAACCGCAACGCCGAUGGCGGGGAUAUGCCGCUGAUCACAGACGACCCUUCCGCAAAUACCAACAGCCACUCGUGGGAGACGCACAAUCUCCACUCCUCUGCCGAGGAUGGCGAGAUCCCGUGGGUUCUCAGCGGCCCCUCGCCCGAAGCCAUCGCAGCUGCUCGUGCGAAGCUCGACCGUGCCAUGGAGGAGGCUGGGAGGCAGGAUACGGUGGGUUUCUUGAUCCUGCCGGAUCCGAGAGCGUAUAGGCAUGUCAUCGGCCCGGGCGGGAGCGUGAUCAACGGCAUUCGGAAGGAGACGGGGACCAAGAUUCAGGUGCCAAAGGAUUCGAGUAAGGGCGAAGCUAUCGAAAUUACAGGCGAUAAAGCGGGUGUGGAGGGUGCGCGGGAGCGGAUUUUGGAGGCUAUUGCGCAGGGUAUGCAGUGAGGGAAAGGUACCACUGUCGAUACAUUCGGAGGAUGAUGCCGAAGGUUUGAUUUGUACAUCGAGCGCAAUAUGGGUGGGCGUGGAGCCAGAUACUCUAGGCAUGUUGGCGGUCAAAGUGCUCUCCGUGCAUGUAGCAUAAGCAAACAGGAAAAGCAUCAUAUAUCCGUAGCAUGUACUUGUUUUACCAUCUAUUCACGCUUGAUCUUAGUUUCCGGAUAUGGAACGCCAUAUAUAACUUCUCGUGGCAAACAUGACAUAGCCUGGACAACGUAUCCUGGUCACCGACGAUCGAAGCUGGCCGUGUAAGAGCGUACAACUCUGCGAUCAACAAGCAGGCCAAUGCCCACCUUAAUCGGACUGCGAACAGCGAAGACAUCAUGUCACGU